AUGGUCCGUCUAAGGGAAAUCCCGAGGACGGCCACCUUUGCCUGGUCCCCUGGUGCUGCAUCUCCAUUGAUUGCCACAGGAACUCGGGCGGGUGCUGUUGAUGUCGAUUUCUCUAACAAGACUUGCCUCGAGCUUUGGGAUCUUGGGUUGGACCGCCAGGACGCUAGUGAGGAGCUACAGCCACUGGCUAAGAUCGAGACUGAUGCUGGUUUCAACGAUCUAGCUUGGUCUGAUUACGAUGACACCAAGCGUGGUGUUAUUGCGGGUGGUCUUGAGAAUGGUGCAUUGGAUCUGUGGAGCGCCGAUAAGCUACUUGCAGGAUCGAGCGAUUCUUUGAUGUCACGAACUACCAAACACUCAGGUGCUAUUAAGGCACUUCAAUUCAACCCUAAGCACUCGAACCUCCUGGCCACCGGUGGCGCGAAGGGAGAGCUCUUCCUCUCUGAUCUGAACAACGUCGAUAACCCAUUCCGAUUGGGCAACAACGCAGCCCGCACAGAUGAUAUUGAGUGUUUGGACUGGAACAAGAAGGUCGCUCACAUUUUGGUUACUGGUAGCAGUGCCGGUUUCGUGACGGUGUGGGAUGUCAAGACGAAGAAGGAGACCCUUACCCUUAACAACAUGGGCCGAAAGGCUGUUAGCUCCGUUGCUUGGGACCCCGCGAAGCCUACCAAGCUAAUCACUUCCACUCCCCUCGAGUCAGACCCGAUGAUCUAUGUUUGGGAUCUGCGUAACUCGCAUGCCCCCGAGCGUACUUUGAAGGGCCACGAAUCUGGUGUGCUUUCACUUUCUUGGUGUGCCCAAGACCCAGACCUCCUCCUAUCCUCUGGUAAAGAUAAUCGCAACAUCUGCUGGAACCCGCAAACCGGCGAGGCUUACGGCGAAUUCCCCGUGGUCACCAAUUGGACCUUCCAGACCCGCUGGAACCCCCAUAACCCCAACUUCUUCGCUACUGCGUCUUUUGAUGGCAAGAUCUCGGUUCAGACCCUUCAGAAUACCCGGACCGAUACGUCGCAGGCCAUCGAUGACCACAACCAGGCUCUAGACGGCGAGGACUUCUUCGCUAAGGCCCAGUCCCAACCCCAAGUCUCCAAGUUCUCUCUUCCCAAGCCUCCUCGCUGGCUCGAGCGCCCCUGUGGCGCUUCCUUUGGCUUUGGUGGCCGCGUCGUGUCCAUCGGCCUUUCAGAAAGUGGCUCGCGUGCUUCUAAGAUUAAGAUUACUCCUUUCGAGGUUGACGAGAGCGUCGGAAAUGCCACGGAAACCUUCGAGGCUGCUCUGAGAGAGGGUGAUCUUCGGAGCCUCUGCGAGACUCGCAUCGCAGGUGCUUCAACUGAAGAGGAGAAGGCCGACUGGACAGUCAUCGAAGCUUUGCUCUCUGAGAACCCUAGAAAGGGCCUGGUCGAGUACCUGGGCUUCCAAGAUCAAUCAGCUGACGAAGCCGCCGAUAGCUUGUCAAAGCUUGGCUUGGGUGCGAAGGAAGAUGGGACCAACGGUACCGCCGAAAAGCCCAAGGCUGAAGCCAAGAAACACAAGCGUCUUCAAUCAAUGUUUGAUGCUACUCCCGAUACCGAUAACUUCCUUUCGGAACUCACUGCAUCGAAGGGUGCCCAGACAAACAACCCAUUCCAGAUCUUCAGUGGCUCGGAGAGCGAGGCAGAGCAGAAGAUCACUCGCUCUUUGCUAUUGGGAGAAUUCGAGAAGGCACUUGAUGUUGCUCUUCAAGAGGACCGCAUGUCGGAUGCCUUCAUGAUUGCCAUCUGUGGCGGUGAAAAGUGCAUCGCAAAGGCUCAGGAGCACUACUUCUCUAAGCAGACUGGUGGACCUAACUACAUGCGUCUCCUUGCUUCCAUUGUGGGCAAAAACCUCUGGGAUGUUGUAUACAAUGCCGACCUUUCCAACUGGAAGGAGGUUAUGGCUGCACUGUGUACUUUUGCUGACCAGAAGGAAUUCCCUGACCUUUGUGAUGCUCUCGGAGACCGUCUUACGGAGCUGGUCCAGAGUAGUAAUGACAAGAGUGCUCGCAAGGAUGCCUCGUUCUGCUACCUUGCCGGUUCUAAACUCGAGAAAGUCGUCGCUAUCUGGGUUGAGGAGUUGCGCGAGAACGAGCAGAAGGGCAUUGAAGAUGAUGCUGACAACUCUACUUUCUCUAUCCACGUCCGCGCUUUGCAGGGUCUGAUCGAAAAGGUGACCAUCUUCCGACAGGUCACCAACUUCCAAGAUACGGAGCGGACGAAGGAAUCUGGUUGGCGUCUUGGCAACUUGUACGAGAAGUACAUUGAGUAUGCGGAUGUCGUUGCUACCCAUGGCCGUCUCCAAAUUGCUCAGAAGUACCUUGACCUUGUACCGGAGAAGCACCCCGAGGCCGAAGUCGCUCGAAACCGCAUCAGACUUGCUACUAGACAGAUUCCGCAGAAGGCAGCUGCUACCACAACAGCACGAGGAGGCUUCAAGCCCCUGCCGCAGCAGCCUAAUGUCUACUCGCCGCAGCAGACUUUUACCCCUGCAGCCCCGGCAGCUCCUGCGCCCCAGAACCCUUACGCUCCCACCCAGUCGCCCGUCAACCCUUAUGCUCCUCCAGCACCGGCAGCGACGUUUGGAACUCAGCAGCAGCAAUCGCCGGUGAACCCCUAUGCUCCCCCGGCCGCCGCACCUGCCAACCCAUAUGCUUCGCUCUCCGGUGGCAGUGGCUACCAGCCUGCUCAAAGUAUGAAGCCAGUGUCGUACGCUCCGCAAGCUCAGUUCGGUGGACAGCCUGCGGCUACGGGUGUUCCUCCUCCUCCACGCGCUAGCAAUCAGUCACCCGCCAACACCAUCACGACCUACACAACUGCCACCGGCCUUCCUGCAUGGAAUGAUCUGCCUGAAGGUUUCGCGAAGCCUUCGGUGUCGCGUCGUAGUACUCCCGCUGCGCCUGCUACCAUUAGCUCCCCAUUCCCCAACCAGUCCCCUCCUCUCGCUCAAGGGCCCCCGCCCGCGGCUGGCCAGCGCGCACCAUCUGUACCCCCUCCACCCAAGGCCGGUACUCUCCCACCUCGCGUGUCAUCGCCUCUGACGUCGAGUGUUGCUCCUGGUCCCUCUCCGCCACCGCCAGUCAACCCAUACGCUACUCUUCCCACGUCCCCACCAGUAGGCCACAUGGCUCCGCCUGCGUCAAUUCCCAGGGGACCCUCGCCUUACAAUGCCCCGCCAAGCAUGCCGCCGCCCUCAAACCGGUACGCACCCAGCCCGGCUGCUCAGGCCGCAAGUCCCCAAUUGCAGAACCGUGGCCCGCUGCCUCCCCAGGCUGGAGCCGCUACCGGGGCACCAUAUGCCCAAGCCCCGCCGCCUAACCCAUAUGCAUCCGUUCCGCCGCCAAACCAAUAUGCAUCUGCCCCGCCGCCGCCAGCUGCUGCUGUUCCCCCUCCGCCUCGAGCUGCGGUUCCUCCCCCACCCCAGGGUUCUCGUCCUGGUACAGCCCAGUCUCAGGCACCCACUCCUCCCCCUGCAGCUGCAGAACUCAAAUAUCCUGCGGGAGAUCGUUCUCACAUCCCUCAAAACGCCUUGCCAAUUUACGAGAUCCUCAACCCUAAAAUGCAAUAUCUUGAGCCUCGCGCACCGGAGAAGUUUAAGAAGCAAACUCAGAGGUCUGCACAGUCGUUGAAUGUGAUUUUCGAUCGUCUGAACAACGAGACCUUAAAGCCUGAAACUGUGCAGAAGCUUGUUGGCUUGGCACAAGCCGUCGAGGCGCGCAGAUAUGACGUUGCUACUAAGAUCCACGGUGAUCUCCUGAUCAACAACGGCGAUGAACUCAGCGGCCUACUGGUGGGUGUGAAAUAUCUGAUCCAGAUGUCCUCGGCUACCUGGCGACCUGAGGAGGCUCCCUCGCAGUCGCAGAUUAUUUAG
Penicillium odoratum is the source of this 3882-nucleotide messenger RNA. It is a transcript of the gene sec31, whose product is annotated as putative protein transport protein (SEC31). The record is from RefSeq and is a predicted model, not a curated record. Bases 1 to 3882 code for a protein of 1293 amino acids. Gene Ontology annotation, cellular component: endoplasmic reticulum exit site; COPII vesicle coat. Gene Ontology annotation, biological process: COPII-coated vesicle cargo loading; endoplasmic reticulum organization; endoplasmic reticulum to Golgi vesicle-mediated transport. Gene Ontology annotation, molecular function: structural molecule activity; protein binding. NCBI's taxonomy places the organism in Eukaryota, Fungi, Ascomycota, Eurotiomycetes, Eurotiales, Aspergillaceae. The transcript is spliced from 5 exons.